This is a messenger RNA of Coregonus sp. 'balchen', 6100 nucleotides long. NCBI's taxonomy places the organism in Eukaryota, Metazoa, Chordata, Actinopteri, Salmoniformes, Salmonidae. The record is from the annotation of a GenBank genome assembly.
AGCUGCUGUCAGCCUGCCAUGAGCUGCGUUGCCGCUAUGGCUGCGUCAUGACGAGAAAUGGAACCUUCUGUUUCUGCGCUGACGGCUUUGAGGUCGGCGAGGACGGUACAAGCUGCAGAGGUAGGCAUCGUUAACGCUGUCGGGUGGGACUCCAGCCCGGGCAGCGGGCUGCCUCUCUCCUCUCUCUCUCGUCUCUUCUCUUCUCUUUCCCUCUCUCUCUCUCUCUCUCUCUCUCUCUCCUCUCCUGUGUCCUUCACCCUAGGCCAAACUUAUCAAAUUAACUGAAUAGGCAGGAGGCCUGUUGGAAAUUAGAACCAUCUGUCUGGAGGCAGGGUUGUUCUCCCCUGACCCCGUCAAUAGCAGCCAAGUCCAGUCUGACAGCUGCUGGGACAUACUGUGACAUGAGACUUCUAUCAAAGGUCAGGGGUUAGAGGGAUCUUUGGUGGGGUUUAGACUCAGUUCUGUACCCAAGGUAUGGUUCAAAUUAUGUACAGUAACUCUGCUUCAUAACAUACAGUAAAAUACAUAACAGUACACUACAAUAAAGCACCAUGAUUAUUUUCACACUACAGGAUCCAAUGACUUUCCAACGUAGGUUACUUGGUUGUGUGGUAAUCAUUUCUAAGGUGGUACAGUGAGGGCCACAUUAAGUAUGCUUUAUGUAUUUGGGUCAUGUUUGAGCAAACCUAAUUUGUUACAAAUGGUUCCCCCACUCUCCCCAGAUCAUGAUGAAUGUGCUGUGUACGGAGCAUGUAGCCAAACCUGCCUUAACACCUACGGGUCAUAUAGAUGCAGCUGUACAGAAGGAUACAUCCUACAUAAUGACAGAACGUCCUGCACAGCCAAACAAGGUGAGACUAACAACACUGUAUUAUAAAACAACAUAAUCUGCAUAUAUGCCAUAUAGUCUUUAUUUCUAUGAAUAACUUAGAAGAUAGAAGGUACAAUGUUCUAUGUUCAACCAUCCUGGAGGCUUGGGUAUAGGAAUAGGCCUAGUUCCUCUUAACCUUGUUUUUCAGUGUUGGGUAGCUUCAGUAUAGGAACGAUUAAUUUGUUCCACCACUGACCACAUCUAUCUUCCACCAGGGAAUGGGAAUGCGGUAGUAGACAUGGGCAGGUUAGGAUAAUGACGGAAUUAAUGAUCCCGAGAUUUUAACUGGGAGCCAUCUCAACACCCUGGGAGUGUUUUGUGGUGAGACAAUACCCGGGGUUGCCUUGAUUUAUGUUAUGGUCCGAUAGCUGGCAACAUGUUGUUGCUGGAGAAUAAAAUAACUCACUUUAUUUGUUUGGUGUAAUACAAUAUGCAGUAGUGUUCCAGUCUACACAGACAAACAUUUAUCCUUGUGCCAUGUACUGUCUUUCUGUAUCGUCCAUUGUAAUGUAUGAGACAUUUUUAGGCUGUGGUGAUGAUACAUACUCUACUGUGUGAAAAUAGCCUAAAGCAAAGCAGCACACCUAGCUAGGGAGAGUCACACUGUUGCGGCUUUUAAUCAAUGUGACUGGUUUCCUACCAGGAAUAAACUGAAUAUGAUUACCCAUAAACUUAACUGAACCCAAUGCUCACACACGUUAAUAUUAAUUUAGCAGAGAAAGAUUUCAGUCCAGGGUUAACUAUGGGGUUACCGUUAGUUGUAAAAGCUCAUGAAUAUAAAUGUCAGGAGCAUAUUCUCUCAGAGGCCAUGAGAUGGUAAGCAGUAGAGGAUAAAAAACCCAUUAAGACAGGGUUCCCCAACUGGCGGCCCGUGGGUUUUAGUUGGCCCCCCAAGUUUUCUGAGCAAAAAAUAAAUAUAUAUUUUAAAAUAUAUAAACAUUAAAACACCAGGAAAUCAGCUCCAAGUGGUUUUAAUUUUGGAAAUAUUUUCCCAAGUAUUCCCAUGCAUAAUAGAGACUUGAUCAUAUACAAAUGUAAGCAAGGUUUGAAAUUAUUAUGUUUUAGUCAAAUAUAUCUGUUUGGGCUUCUUUUGGUCAAUCUGCAGUCUACAAAUUAUUUGUAAUUAUGUUCCGGCCCCCCAAACAUCCACUCAAGAAAGAAUCGGCCUGCGGCUGAAUCUAGUUAAUGAUCCCUAGUUCAAGUUUUUUAAAUAUACAGCAGAAACUAGUUUUUUCUUCUUCCACAUUUGAAUCAUUCAGUUUUCAUCAGAAUGUUACAAGGUUAUGAUUAUAUAAUACAAUACUUUCCCCUUGCACUCUCCAAAAACCACCAGGUCCAACAUUCUGUGACAUUUUCCAUUGACCUGAUUACAUUUUCAUGAAUCAAAAACAUAUUCCUGUCUCUCUCAAACUCUUUUAGGUAAUUGCAAUUUUAGAAAUUAUGUUGAUGGUACAGUGAGGGAAAAAAGUAUUUGAUCCCCUGCUGAUUUUGUACGUUUGCCCACUGACAAAGACAUGAUCAGUCUAUAAUUUUAAUGGUAGGUUUAUUUGAACAGUGAGAGACAGAAUAACAACAACAAAAUCCAGAAAAAUGCAUGUCAAAAAUGUUAUAAAUUGAUUCGCAUUUUAAUGAGGGAAAUAAGUAUUUGACCCCUCUGCAAAACAUGACUUAGUACGUGGUGGCAAAACCCUUGUUGGCAAUCACAGAGAUCAGACGUUUCUUGUAGUUGGCCACCAGGUUUGCACACAUCUCAGGAGGGAUUUUGUCCCACUCCUCUUUGCAGAUCUUCUCCAAGUCAUUAAGGUUUUGAGGCUGUCGUUUGGCAACUCGAACCUUCAGCUCCCUCCACAGAUUUUCUAUGGAAUUAAGGUCUGGAGACUGGCUAGGCCAAUCCAGGAUCUUAAUGUGCUUCUUCUUGAGCCACUCCUUAGUUGCCUUGGCCGUGUGUUUUGGGUCAUUGUCAUGCUGGAAUACCCAUCCACGACCCAUUUUCAAUGCCCUGGGUGAGGGAAGGAGGUUCUCACCCAAGAUUUGACGGUACAUGGCGCCGUCCAUCGUCCCUUUGAUGCGGUGAAGUUGUCCUGUCCCCUUAGCAGAAAAACACCCCCAAAGCAUAAUGUUUCCACCUCCAUGUUUGACGGUGGGGGUGGUGUUCUUGGGGUCAUAGGCAGCAUUCCUCCUCCUCCAAACACGGCGAGUUGAGGCCAAAGAGCUCGAUUUUGGUCUCAUCUGACCACAACACUGUCACCCAGUUCUCCUCUGAAUCAUUCAGAUGUACAUUGGCAAACUUCAGACGUGCCUGUAUAUGUGCUUUCUUGAGCAGGGGGACCUUGCGGGCGCUGCAGGAUUUCAGUCCUUCACGGCGUAGUGUGUUACCAAUUGUUUUCUUGGUGACUAUGGUCCCAGCUGCCUUGAGAUCAUUGACAAGAUCCUCCCGUGUAGUUCUGGGCAGAUUCCUCACCGUUCUCAUGAUCAUUGCAACUCCACGAGGUGAGAUCUUGCAUGGAGCCCCAGGCCGAGGGAGAUUGACAGUUAUUUUGUGUUUCUUCCAUUCUUCCGAAUAAUCGCACCAACUGUUGUCACCUUCUCACCAAGCUGCUUGGCGAUGGUCUUGUAGCCCAUUCCAGCCUUGUGUAGGUCUACAAUCUUGUCCCUGACAUCCUUGGAGAGCUCUUUUGUCUUGGCCAUGGUGGAGAGUUUGGAAUCUGAUUGAUUGAUUGCUUCUGUGGACAGGUGUCUAUUAUACAGGUAACAAGCUGAGAUUAGGAGCACUCCCUUUAAGAGUGUGCUCCUAAUCUCAGCUCGUUACCUGUAUAAAAGACACCUGGGAGGCAGAAAUCUUUCUGAUUGAGAGGGGGUCAAAUACUUAUUUCCCUCAUUAAAAUGCAAAUCAAUUUAUAACAUUUUUGACAUGCGUUUUUCUGGAUUUUUUUGUGGUUAUUCUGUCUCUCACUGUUCAAAUACACCUACCAUUAAAAUUAUAGACUGAUCAUUUCUUUGUCAGUGGGCAAACGUACAAAAUCAACAGGGGAUCAAAUACUUUUUUCCCUCACUGUAGAUGGCGAUGUUUUUCAUGCAGGACUUGUUUGAUACUUGUUGUACAGUAUAGAAAUGUAGAGUUCGUAUUUUGUUGAAUGAAAGCAACAGUUUUGCAUUUAAGAGAACAAUGUCUUUAUCAGAGAGCUUGACUGUGCCACAAAUGGCACCCUAUUCUCAUAUGGGCCCUGGUCAAAAGUAGCGCGUUACAUAGGGAAUAGAGCGCCAUUCUGGAUGCAGACAAUGUGCUUCCAUGAGAGAACCAAAGCCCCAUCCAUGCUACAGUGGUAUCUCACGGAGUUAUAGUCAGCUCCUAAAGGUUGGCUUAGAGGGAUCAGGGUAAAGAUAAGUGUUUUUCACAGUGGACACACUGAUGUAUUGCCCAUAUUAGGAGAGCCAGCCCUGACUUGAACUUGUGUGGGGGAUCGGGAUAAAGCAGGGCUUUUUGGGGUGAGCUCAGUGGCAGAGAAAGUACAUGGUCAAUUAGGCCUCAGACGUGGGUUGUGUUAGCUUAGCAGUCACUAGGUUAAAUCUCCCUUCUGACGCAAAGCUGACGAAAGAGAAUGGACUGUGGAACAACAAUUUUUGUUCAUCAUCCUCCACUUUUCCUUGGAAAACAAAGUUUGUUUCAUGUAAAAAUGUAAUUUAGAUAUACUUUCCCAGCUCAUCUACGAUAAUGAUGGACAGAUGGGUGUAUUGGGUGGAGGAGGAGAUAACAGCUGUAGAGAACAUUGUAAUUGCAUUUUUUUUAUUGAAUCUUAUGUAGCUUUGAUGUGUUGCUGGUUCUUUAAGGAUAUUGUUCUGUUCAGUUAUAAAUUACAGAAAUUAACUGAAGAAAAUCCAUGUUUUGUUUAAUAUAUCUUCCACAUUGGAGUCCUCCUGGGUUGAUACAGGCCUUUUACAUUCUAUGUGAAGAAUUUCCACCAUGUUGUUUUUUUCCCCCACUAUUUCUUCUUUUUGUGUUCCAGACCCUGGCGACAGUCCUCCAGCUCUGCUGAUUGGAAGGUCAGAUCACAUAGCAACCACAAGACUAAACGGAUCUAAUCUACAGACUUUGAGACUGUUGGAUAAACAUGGAUCCCUUUCAUUGGAUUACUAUUACCAGGAAGAGGAAGUGUGUUGGCUUAUAUCCUCAGACUCCACUGGAAGGCUACGCUGUGCUAAGAUGAAGAAUAUGAAUGGAUUUACAAUGGAAAAGGAUAUCAAAACAGUACAAAGUUUACAAAGUACGUCUUGCAGUGUGUCAGAUUGUCAAGGAAAUUAUCUCGCUUACAAUGUUUGGCAACUAUUAAUUUAUCAAGCACACGCAGACAUGCCCCUUCAGAAAGCCUUAAAACGCUCCGUCUCACUCUUUUUCUACCUCUGCCUCCCUCUAUGCCUCUAUUUUUCCCACUUACUUGCACAAUGUACACUUGUAAAAAGGAUUCCAAAAGGGUUCUUCGGCUGUCCCCAUAAGAGAAUCCUUUUUGGUUCCAGAUAGAACCCUUUUUGGUAGAACUCUUUUGGGUUCCAUGUAUAACCUUUUUUACAGAGGGUUCUACAUGGAACACAAAAGGGUUCUACCUGGAACCAAAAAGGUUCUACCUGGAUCCAAAAAGGGUUCUUCAAAUGGUUCUCCUAUGUGGUCAGCCGAAGAACUCUUUUAGGUUCUAGAUAGGAACUGCUUACCCAAUGAACUUCCCAUGGUCACUUUCUACUUCAGGGUCAUUGUAGUGCUGUUAACAAUUAGGUUUGGAAUGCUUUAGACUCCUAUAUUUAAGACAACCUAGCUAUUCUAUCCUGUUUAUUCAAGAAUUUAAGGAAUGCUGCUCACCCUCAGUAUUCCAUCAAUGUCAGAUUCCUAACUUACUACACAUACCUUACAUUCAGUUAUGUGCCUGUACCUUUAGUGAAUGUACAUGAGACAAUGUUAUCUAACAUAAUGGAAGAUUAACAGGUUUAUCCUCACAAUAUCUAAUUUGAUACAAAUAUAUUUAAUCAAAGAAAGGUUUAAUGUCAAGAAUUUAAUGACAUUCUUUGUUUUUCUCCAUAGAUGUAGAGCACAUGACCAUCGAUUGGCUCACUGGCAACUUCUACUUUGUGGACCGUGUAAGCGACAGGAUAUUUGUUUGCAAUCGUGUUGGGGACACCUGCGUCACCAUUAUAGAUUUAGAUCUGACCAAUCCUAAAGGAAUCGCUGUGGAUCCACUUAUG